CUUAGUCAGCUGACCUGUCUUGUGAUAGCAGCUAGGCCGCACUCUGAGACAGGUACGGGUGUUCAUCGCUGACUGAACUGUGCUAGGAAACGUCGCAUCACACGCCGUAAAUUAAGUUCAAAAUGACGAAUCAAAGUUUGAUGAAGAUAGCGCAUGAAGAGCGGGAGGGCAAGUUUGGAUAUGUCUAUGCAGUAUCUGGACCUGUUGUCACUGCUGAGAAAAUGUCUGGAUCGGCUAUGUAUGAGUUGGUACGAGUCGGUUACUACGAACUGGUAGGAGAGAUUAUCAGAUUGGAAGGUGACAUGGCUACAAUACAGGUAUAUGAAGAAACAAGUGGUGUGACAGUUGGUGAUCCCGUGCUUCGUACUGGAAAACCGCUGUCCGUCGAAUUAGGUCCUGGAAUCCUUGGUAGCAUCUUUGACGGUAUUCAGCGUCCAUUGAAAGACAUCAACGAACUUACGAGCUCGAUUUACAUCCCGAAGGGUAUUAAUGUGCCGGCACUGUCGCGUACCACUACUUGGGAAUUCAGUCCGCAUAAUGUGAAGAAUGGCAGCCAUAUCACGGGCGGUGACUUAUACGGCGUCGUACAUGAGAAUACUUUAGUGAAGCAUUGGAUGAUCUUACCACCUAAGUGCAAAGGCACAGUAACGUACAUUGCACCUGUUGGCAAUUACACCGUUGAUGAUGUCGUACUGGAAACUGAAUUCGAUGGCGAAAGACAGAAAUAUACCAUGCUUCAGGUGUGGCCAGUCCGUCAACCUCGUCCAGUUACUGAAAAAUUACCAGCUAAUCAUCCUCUACUCACUGGUCAACGAGUCUUGGACUCUCUCUUCCCAUGUGUCCAAGGUGGAACCACAGCUAUUCCUGGUGCUUUCGGUUGUGGCAAGACCGUCAUCUCGCAGGCUUUGUCUAAAUAUUCCAACUCCGAUGUAAUCAUUUACGUCGGUUGCGGAGAACGUGGUAAUGAAAUGUCUGAGGUACUGCGCGAUUUUCCUGAAUUGACCGUAGAAAUCGACGGUGUUACUGAAUCAAUUAUGAAACGUACAGCUUUGGUCGCCAAUACAUCUAACAUGCCAGUAGCCGCGCGUGAAGCGUCCAUUUACACUGGUAUUACAUUGUCCGAAUAUUUCCGUGAUAUGGGUUAUAACGUGUCGAUGAUGGCGGAUUCGACAUCUCGAUGGGCAGAAGCUCUCCGAGAAAUUUCAGGUCGUUUAGCUGAAAUGCCUGCCGAUUCUGGUUAUCCCGCUUAUCUUGGUGCUCGUCUAGCUAGUUUCUACGAGCGCGCCGGAAGAGUAAAAUGUCUGGGAAAUCCAGAUCGCGAAGGGUCUGUCAGUAUUGUUGGUGCUGUAUCACCGCCGGGUGGUGACUUUUCUGAUCCUGUAACCAGUGCAACGCUUGGCAUUGUGCAGGUGUUCUGGGGUUUGGAUAAGAAACUGGCGCAACGCAAGCACUUCCCAUCCAUCAAUUGGCUCAUAUCAUAUAGCAAAUAUCUGCGAGCAUUGGACGAUUUCUAUGAUAAGAAUUUCCCGGAAUUCGUUCCAUUGAGAACAAAAGUAAAAGAAAUCUUGCAAGAGGAAGAAGAUUUGUCAGAAAUUGUGCAGCUAGUAGGCAAGGCUUCGCUUGCCGAAACAGAUAAAAUCACACUUGAAGUAGCAAAAUUGCUGAAAGACGACUUUUUGCAACAAAACAGCUACUCGCCGUACGAUCGUUUCUGUCCAUUUUACAAAACCGUAGGAAUGUUGCGAAAUAUGAUCGCAUUCUACGAUAUGGCAAGACAUGCAGUGGAAUCAACAGCUCAGUCAGAUAACAAAAUCACAUGGAAUGUUAUUAGAGACAGUAUGGGCAAUAUUCUCUAUCAAUUGAGCUCUAUGAAAUUCAAGGACCCUGUUAAGGACGGCGAGGCAAAGAUCAGAGCGGACUUCGAUCAGCUGCACGAAGACAUUCAACAGGCAUUCAGGAAUUUAGAGGACUAAAUUUCUAACUCGCACUUGUUAAAAGCAAUUUUAAGAUAUUGAUUGUUCUGUAACUUGGCUCUAACAUUUAAGGAUGUCCCGAUCUAUCUGAAUCGCAAAUAACUUACCGAAAAUACGACUACAAGCAGCAUUAUCGAUUAUAUCAUGUAUUAUUUGCCGAAUAUAUAUCAUCCUUAAAAGCGUCUGAAUGGAUUGUAAAUACAAAAGCUACUAGCUGAAACCUUCGGUACUAUCACGAAAUGAAAUAUUCGAGAAAAUGUAAUGUCAUGUACGUGACGAUUGUGACAAUAAAAUGGGACAUUUUUAAAUGUGCGCGAAGAGUACAUUUAAAGAUACGCUCUACUUCCUCAAGAGUUAACUUAUUUGACUCGAGAGCAGAGCUAGCCUGUAAUUAGUCGGAUAUUAUCAGAGAAAGUAAUUUUAUCCUUCGCGCAAAAAUGUACUUUCGUUUUCUUUCCGCUUUCUUAAAGAUGAAGUUAAUCGGGAAGUUAAUAUUCCUAUAUGUUUUCCGUAUAUGUGUAAUAUAAACGAAAGUAUAAAGCAGCUCCCCGUUUCAUCGCGCGUAGAUUAGGAUUAUGGUAUGAGAAGAUACUCUUAAUUACCAGUUAUUACGUGAUUAGUGUCAUGUGGAUGACAUAAUUCUUAUCUUGCAAAAAGAUUGUGAAUCGUGGAGUAUUAAAUAUUGUAACAUAUAAUGUAUUAUUUAAGUACAACUGUUAUGCAUAAUUAAGUCUACAAUACCAUAAACGUGAUUUAAAAGUUUAGAAAAAGGACACACGCACGAAGAAAAAUGAUCGAAGUGCAGGGUCGAUAUUAUGAAGAUAAAUACAAGAAAGAAAAACCAUGUAUACAUGAUGACUAGUGUUCCAUUGACUUCGAUAUCAUUUCCAUUGUAUGAUAUGUAAAAAAAAAGAUAUAAUAAAGUUAUGCACAAGAGGA
Messenger RNA from Pogonomyrmex barbatus (red harvester ant), 2912 nucleotides. Its product is annotated as V-type proton ATPase catalytic subunit A. The record is from RefSeq and is a predicted model, not a curated record. Lineage: Eukaryota; Metazoa; Arthropoda; Insecta; Hymenoptera; Formicidae. Gene Ontology annotation, molecular function: ATP binding; ATP hydrolysis activity; proton-transporting ATPase activity, rotational mechanism. Gene Ontology annotation, biological process: proton transmembrane transport; ATP metabolic process. Gene Ontology annotation, cellular component: lysosomal membrane; proton-transporting V-type ATPase, V1 domain.